Molecule: messenger RNA, 324 nt
Organism: Anisakis simplex (herring worm)
Lineage: Eukaryota; Metazoa; Nematoda; Chromadorea; Rhabditida; Anisakidae
Source: the annotation of a GenBank genome assembly
ACGCUGCCACCAGACAACGAUCGUUUGAGUGUGCUGUUGAGUUCGUUGGAUCCGUUGUGGGAGCUUGUUUCGGCAUGCCUUCAGCGUUUAGCGAAGUCCGAUGCGCAUGCAGCGUUGGCGUUGCAACCGGCUGCUGAGGCAUUCUUCCUGGUGCAUGGGCAUACUUUGUCGGGUAUUGAUCCCAGUAAAUACACUCAGCAUCCGGACGCCGUCAAAUUGGUCCAGUUUGCUGGUAAGAUUUCGUUUAUCGUUUAUUAUUCGUUUGUUCAUUUUAUCGGUGAAAGCAGUCAAUUCAUUAGUGAUAUUGGAACACCACUCGGUUGA